Scomber scombrus (Atlantic mackerel) is the source of this 2434-nucleotide messenger RNA. Its product is annotated as N-chimaerin-like. Gene Ontology annotation, biological process: regulation of small GTPase mediated signal transduction; signal transduction; positive regulation of GTPase activity. Gene Ontology annotation, molecular function: GTPase activator activity. The record is from RefSeq and is a predicted model, not a curated record. Bases 65 to 1444 code for a protein of 459 amino acids. NCBI's taxonomy places the organism in Eukaryota, Metazoa, Chordata, Actinopteri, Scombriformes, Scombridae. The transcript has 14 exons.
GAUUUUAAACUAAGUGGAUCUGCUUGUUUUUAAUUGUUCAUCAUCAUCAAAUCACAGACUCAAGAUGGCCCUAAAUGUGUUUGAUCAUGAUGAAUACAGACCACCAGUGUGGAAGUCCUACUUGUACCAGCUCCAGCAGGAGGCACCUCACCCACGCAGACUCACCUGUACCUGUGAGGUGGACAACCGACCUAAAUACUAUGGAAGAGAGUACCACGGGAUGAUUUCAAGAGAAGAAGCCGACCAGUUGCUGAGUCAGGCCGAAGGCAGCUACCUCAUCAGAGAGAGUCAGAGACAGCCGGGCACAUACACGCUGGCUCUAAGGUUUGGGAACCAGACUAGAAAUUUCCGCCUCUACCAUGACGGGAAGCACUUUGUUGGAGAGAAAAGGUUCGAGUCCAUCCACGACCUGGUCACAGACGGCCUCAUCACACUCUACAUCGAGACGAAGGCAGCAGAGUACAUCGCUAAGAUGACCAUAAACCCUAUCUAUGAACACGUGGGCUACACCACCCUGAACCAGGAGCCCACCCUGAAGAAACACCUGCCAAUCAGCCCCGAGGCACCCGACGGACCUGUUCCAGUCAAAGACGACCACAGCACAGAGGAGAGGCUCACGUCGCUGGUGCGGCGGGCCACCCUGAGGGAGAGCGACUUGGCGCCCAAGUACGAGAAGGUGCACAACUUCAAGGUUCAUACAUUUAGGGGCCCCCACUGGUGUGAGUACUGUGCCAACUUCAUGUGGGGUCUCAUCGCUCAGGGAGUCAAGUGUGCAGACUGUGGGCUGAAUGUCCACAAGCAGUGCUCCAAGGUGGUGCCCAACGAUUGCCAGCCAGACCUGAGGCACGUCAAGAAGGUUUACAGCUGCGACCUAACCACGCUGGUCAAAGCCCACAACGCCAAGAGGCCGAUGGUGGUGGACAUGUGCAUACAAGAAAUCGAGGCCAGAGGUCUUCAGUCAGAGGGUUUGUACAGAAUAUCAGGCUUCAGUGAGCUGAUUGAAGACGUCAAGCUGGCUUUCGAUAGAGACGGAGAAAAGGCGGAUAUUUCCUCAAGCGCCUACGAGGACAUCAACAUCAUCACCGGAGCCCUCAAACUCUACUUCAGAGAGCUGCCUAUUCCCCUCAUCACAUAUGAUGCCUACCCACGCUUCAUAGAAGCCGCAAAGAUUACAGACGCAGAAAAACGCCUGGAGUCUAUCCAUGAGGCCUUGAGGCUGCUGCCACCAGCUCACUGCGAGUCGCUGCGAUACCUCAUGGCUCACCUCAAGAGAGUCAUCCAGUGUGAGAAGGAGAACCUCAUGUCCAGCGAGAACCUGGGUAUCGUCUUCGGUCCGACACUGAUGCGAGCCCCCGAUUUGGAUGCUAUGACGUCGCUCAACGACAUCAGAUACCAGAGACAGGUGGUGGAAACGCUCAUUACCAACGAAGACGUACUGUUCUAAAAAGGGGGAGGAAGAGGGAAAUGAUUAUCCCAGUGAUGCGAAGAAGGACAGAGAGAUCAGGAGUAUAUGUGUUGUCCUCCUUUGAAAAGAGGGAAGACCUGUUGAUUUUUUUAUUUUAUUUACAUAAAAACGAAGGAGAAACAUACAAGAUACCUGAGACUUGUGUCUUGUUAGAGAGGACAGAAAAGACACUACCUGUUUAUAUGAGCAGAGGAUGGAAGGAUCAUUGAAGGAAUAAAAAAAAAAACCCAUAGUGACUCUGCAUUGAAGUGAAUGGAAGGAUGCAGUGUUUCCCUACAUUUCUAGUGUACAUUAGCAAAACUAUAGUCAUCAAACUUGAAGCUUCUGCAGAAGAUUCUUAACUGCUAAUGUAAUAACUGUAUAAAAUGGCAUUACUGGAAUAAUGAAUAUUGGGAUUUUCACUCAUGUCUCUCAGUGAGCUGGGAGAAAAGGGGGAUUAAUAACAGUAGCAUUGACACUACUUUGUCUACGUAGAGGAAACACUGUGGGAUCCAUCUUUGUGUUACUCUCUUUGUUUCUUAAAUGGAUGCCUUGACAUUUUUUCUUCUCUCUGUGGCAUUUUAUUUUUUCUUCACCAGACUGCUACUUUGAAAAAAAACCCCGUUUGGUUAGCAUUGUUAGCAUUUACCACAGAAACCAAAUGAUACUGCUAAACCACAUACUAAUAAGAAGAAGGUGGGGAGGUUUCAGUGAAAAAUGCUGCUUUUCUAACCAACAUAUUUACUAAAAGAGCAACUUUUCCCUCGAGCCCUGGUGUUAAGAAAUGUCUUUUGUUUACUUUAUUUCUCUCGUAGUGUCAAGGUAUCCUUUUAAUCUUCCUCAAGAGAAGAAGCACUGAAUUCAAAACAGUAGACAGCUGGAUGAAUGAAUGAAUGAAUGAAUGGGGGGAAAAACUCAUCCGCAAUCAUUCCUCUGAAUGGAACUGAAGUGACUUGGACCUAUUGUGUUUUUCAUUCCUUUUUUAAAGUG